CAGGAAGUUACCCCCAUUAGCCAAUCUCCCAAAUCAUGACCCAUCAUAAAAUUAUUCCAAUAAUAUGAUUUUAAAUUUUUAAUCAAACGGCUGAUAGAGUAACCCAUAUGUUCCUUUCUCACAAUUAUUAUUAUUUUUUCAUCGGGAUUUGGGACUCACUUCAAAAUAAGGACGUUAGAAACAAAGCGAAUAAAUUUAAGAAAAAAAAGUGAAAAAUAAAAAUAAAUGAUCAAAACUUCGUCGCGAGACUUUCUCUCCCUCUUCUCUUUUUUAUUAGACCGUUGCAAACUCAAAUCUCUUUUAAUAUCAAAAUAAAUCCCUUUUUUUUUUUAAUUCAAACAACUCUCUUUUUCUGCAGAUAAAGAACAGAGUAAAUCUUCAAGUUUCAUAAAAAAUGGCAGGGACAACUGAAUCUCAGUGGCAAACCCAUCAGCCAAAUCCUGCUCUGCAAUCUCUUUGCCAUGCCCUUGACCCUAUUUCUCUCAUUCUUUCUCAGAACUCAAGCCCCAGUAAUCCAAUUCCUUUGAGGCUUACAACAGAGAGUUAUAUAAUGGAAAGAGGUCCUAGAUAUAGAGCAUAUGCAGAGUUGAGAGAAACAAAGCUGAGAAUGAAGAUUGGUAAGCUACAAGAAAGGGAAGAAAUUGAAUUUAAACAAACCCCAACAAAGAAACAAGUGAAGUUUAAUUCAAGUUUCGGGAUUUCUAGGAAAGUGUCCUCUGCUUUGGCUCAAUCAGUGCCUGAUUUUUCAGCAACUUUGAGGAAAGAAAAUCGGAAGCCGCCAGUUAACGAUGGGAUUGAAUUGACACCACCAGGAAAGAAUUGGUCAAAAGGGAAUGGGGUGUUGUCGAAUUCCAGGGGGAGUAAGUCUGCCAAUGCGGGGGAGAAGAAAGGAAGGUUGAUGAUGGCAAGGAAGAGCUAUGCUAAUGUUGACGAAUUGAAAGGGAUUUCAAUGAGGGCAGCUAAUGCUAUCAAUGGAGAAAACAGGGGAGGGAAGAGUAGUGGGAGAGGAGUUGCUGGUAAUAACAAAACUGUUUUGGGGUAUAGACAGUUUUAGAAAAAGAAGAAAAAAAAAAAGACUGAAUUUCACUUUGGUUUUCAAACAAUUUUCUUUUUUUUCUCUUUUGGGUUUCUCGAUUGGAUUUUUUUUUCCAAGGACUUGAUUACUUGUUCCCACAUGUCAGAGAGGUUUGAGGCUAUGAAUUCUUUUCUUGCUAAGUUUGUUUUUUCCAUUGUAAAGCU
Durio zibethinus is the source of this 1239-nucleotide messenger RNA. RefSeq lists its product as uncharacterized. The record is from RefSeq and is a predicted model, not a curated record. Lineage: Eukaryota; Viridiplantae; Streptophyta; Magnoliopsida; Malvales; Malvaceae.